AUGAGUAUACCAGCUCAGUACUUUCGAACCGCAUGUGAAGAAUGCCACACGCGAAAGGUACGUUGCAAACCAAGCCCAGACCAGGGCCGAGGCGGGACGACUCAAUGCGAAGCGUGCCGGGUCAAUGGCCGCAAGUGCCUUUUCUCUUUGAAAUCCAAGACCGGGCGACCUCGCAACACAACAGUCACAACAGUGCCUAAAUUUGACUCGAUAAAUUUACCGUCGCCUUUGCGUUCGCCGCCGCCAUUAUCCUCUUUUUCUGGAUCAUCAAACGCUACUUUAGACUCCCCCAGCCACGACUCCAGCGAAUACUUUUAUCUCGAGCUCCCUCCAUGGCCCAGCUCGAACAACGAUCCACGAAACCAGCUUCCUUUGAAUUUCACUACCAAUUCCGAACAAGGUAGCAGCAAUGCUUUCUCCGAAGGGCAAGAUGUCGCUGUAGUAGCAUGCAGAGGUUGCUCGGACGGAACAUGGCAAUUACCCAAGGUUACUUCGCCAACACAGAAUGUCUUAUCAGCUACAAGCGCGUGUAAUGAUGACCUGGCUGCAAGUUCUUGGAACGACAUCUGGGCUUCGGUGCUUCCGGGGGAUCCACGUGCACAGUCAACUCUGUCAUUUUACGACCAAAGUGCUGUAGGAACCAUGUCGAGAACACCAGCGUCCACAAAGACUUCCCCUCCAUGUGUGGACUGUGCUUCGAAAAGAAUAAAUGAACUACCGACUCUCGAGUACCCAUUUCCAUUUACCAUGAGGAAGCCCGAAACCAUUUCGGAUAUAGUUCGAACUAUAGAGCUCUGUAACCAAGUACGCGAAUAUGAGCAUGCUAUACCGGGGAAAAUAAUCAGCCUUCUCUCCACCAAUGAUGCAUCUGAGGUUCACGAAUUGCUCGGUUCGCUUGAGAAACUCUGUAGCAAGAUCUAUAGUAUUGUUCCCCAGCAAUCUCAAGCUGGGCAAAUCCGAGAUCAGCCUACGUUCAUAAUGGUCUUCACUGCGGUAAUGCAGGCAAUUGAACAGACUGUGGACAGACUGGGAAGUAUUGUCGAGUUUGAACAGGCGUGUCAAGCGGAAGACUCGCCCAUGAUGAGCAAUUCAAUGGUAACGGUUGUGCCUCAGCUCCAGAUAGAGCGCCUACUGUCUAUGACGAGACUUGAUUUCUAUCUUCUGCAGAUGAAAUCAUUCAUAACCCUCUUUGAUACUUCUCUGGAGCUUCUGGCUGCAGCUGAAUCAAUAUUGCGUCCGGCCGAGAGCUCCGCUCGACUACUGUCCUACCAUCGAUGCUUAGAAUCAAUACUAGAGCAAUGGAAGAAAGAAUGGCGCAAGUGA
Messenger RNA from Glarea lozoyensis ATCC 20868, 1323 nucleotides. RefSeq names its product Zn2/Cys6 DNA-binding protein. The transcript has a single exon. Gene Ontology annotation, biological process: regulation of DNA-templated transcription. The record is from RefSeq and is a predicted model, not a curated record. NCBI's taxonomy places the organism in Eukaryota, Fungi, Ascomycota, Leotiomycetes, Helotiales, Helotiaceae. The coding region runs from base 1 to 1323 and encodes 440 amino acids. Gene Ontology annotation, molecular function: zinc ion binding; DNA-binding transcription factor activity, RNA polymerase II-specific.